Messenger RNA from Aphanomyces astaci, 546 nucleotides. RefSeq lists its product as hypothetical. The coding region runs from base 1 to 546 and encodes 181 amino acids. The transcript has 4 exons. The record is from RefSeq and is a predicted model, not a curated record. NCBI's taxonomy places the organism in Eukaryota, Oomycota, Saprolegniomycetes, Saprolegniales, Verrucalvaceae.
AUGCUGGGACCCCAACGGCCACCGUGGCCCCCCUCGACCUACUUUGCUGAGCUGGCAGCUCAGGACGCUGCCUCACACCUCGCCAUGUCGACCCACCGGGCAGAAGUGCAAGCGGCUCACACGGAUGGUCAUUUCGACAUGACUGCGCUGGUCAACGCAAUGCGUGUUGACACAUUGUGUGGCCACCUGUCGUCCCAUCUGGUCAAAUUCGCGUGCAACGUGUGGUCCUUUGACCGCCUUUACACCCGACAGGAUGGCGACGAGCUGUGUCUCUCCCGCUUCGAUAUUGAGCUUGUGCUCGCAAUCGCCGAAGUGUUAUUGGCUGUCCACGGGCCACUCUUCUUCAACUCGGAGGCUGUCCUGCUGGCAACCACUGGCACACCUGUGGGGGUGAUUGCAUCCCAUGCUUUGGACGAUGACAUGCGGCGCUUCCUCUCGACACUGCGCCGUGUCCCUUUGACCCUGCACGAUAUGUACGGGCUGGGCCAGUGUGACUUGACCACUCUUGGCCAAGUCCAAGUUCACGAGUCCACCCUUGCCUCGUAG